Zasmidium cellare ATCC 36951 is the source of this 531-nucleotide messenger RNA. RefSeq lists its product as uncharacterized. The transcript has a single exon. Bases 1 to 531 code for a protein of 176 amino acids. Lineage: Eukaryota; Fungi; Ascomycota; Dothideomycetes; Mycosphaerellales; Mycosphaerellaceae. The record is from RefSeq and is a predicted model, not a curated record.
AUGUCCGCAACUCAGCUUGACACAUCCAGCAAUAUGGCCAUCGACCCGCCAUCAACGGCCGUGACCACGCUCCAGCUGGAAGCACACCUCGAAACCUUGUCGGAAACCAUCGUCCACGAGUUCAACAAGCGGCCGCUAUCCCUGUCAUCGCCGACUUGGAGACACAUGUUCUCUGGCUUCACGGCCAGCUUCGAUUGUCCUUUGGCUCCCGCACACAACCUCAGCUUGGAACAAUGGAUCAAAUCGGUGCAGAACGUCAUAGACGCCAACCCUGACUACCGAGUGGAAGUGAGCAGCAAGACUCCAUAUGUAUAUCCUCGCUCGAACCAGGCGGAGGUAUUUGUUGUCUUCAGGAUGUCUGGAUUUGCACAGACCGACACGGUGAUGCAGGUCAUGGGGACUUUCGAGUUCAUCUAUAUGGAUCUUCGGUGGCAGUGUCGGUCGUAUUCGGGUCUUGGAGAGAUGCUGAUUCCAGUGGGCGACAUGGAGAUGGAUACGAAAGCGCAGGUCGAAAUGGCCGCAACAUCUUGA